GAGACGUGGUGGUGCUGUCGACGCAGAGGACGGCCCCCGCCGCCUCCGCCGCCUCCGCCAAGGGCGCCACGGACUCCCCCAUGCUCAACUACAUCUACGACGCGCGGUCGUCGGCGCACAAGCACAUGCACCACAACCAGCGCUUCGGCCCCACGUUCGAGACGAACGCCACCAGCAUGACGGUGCAGGUGGGCAACACCGCCACCAUCGACUGCAAGAUCAGCCUGCUGCAGGACAACGCGGUGUCCUGGGUGCUGCGCAAGCCGAGCGAGGACUCGCUGCGCCUCCUCACCGUCGGCCAGAUGACGUACUCCGGGGACGCGCGGCACGCCGUCGAGUUCCUCUACCCCAACAACUGGCGCCUCACGGUGCAGAACAUGACGAAGCAGGACGAGGGCAUGUACGAGUGCCAGAUCUCCACGCACCCGCCCAAGCUCAUCCGGACACGCAUCCUGGUUAAUGUGCCCGAGGUGCUGAUCGUGGACGAGAAGGGUCGGCCCAUCCAGGACAAGCACUACGAGGCCAAGUCCACCAUCCGACUGUCCUGCAUCGUGCGGCACGUGUACAUGACGGGCAACGUGGUGUCCUGGAUCCACCAGGGCGUGCUCCUCAACCAGGACUCGCAGCGCGGCGGCAUCAGCGUCAAGUCGGAGCUGCGCGAGGACGGCGCCGAGUCGGUGCUGAACGUGGCGCGGGUGGACAAGGCGGACGCCGGCAACUACACGUGCUCCAUCUCGCCCACCCACCGCACCACCGUGCUGGUGCACAUCCUGGACGGGGAGAGCAUGUCGGAGCUGCACGGCGCCGCCCCGCCAGCGCGGCAGCCCCAUCUGUUCCUGGUGCUGGCGCUGCUCGCCCUGAGCGCCGCGCUGCAGCCGUACUUCUCCGUGCUGCGUUGAGGGUCCGCCGUCUCCGGCGGCGCCAGCGCGCCAGCGCGCCUGCCUUCCGACGACUGCCCUCGCCUCGUCAACAGACUGCCGACGGAAAAUUUACUUGAAGCCUCGCGCUCCUUUGGCCAGCAGCGGCGAGAUGUGUGUGUUUUCACUGUAUCGGGAAUUUGAUACCCCGUGGAUGAGUUGUCUGUGAGUGACUAAAUAAUUGUCGGCCUCCAACUGAGCUUGGACCCUGCCCUUGACAGGACAAAAAAAGAGUUCACCUGUUGGAAUAUUUGUGUUAUAUCCCUAACGUUGCCUGUUUCGGAACUGUUAUAUUUUGGGAAGAAAAGUUACGUACCUUGAUUUCCAAAAUCGGGUGGCUGUCAGAGAAAUCGAUUUUGUUUUCAAAUCGUGGCGUCGACCAUUUUCCCACCCCACUCGAAAUUGAAAAAAAGGCCGCCAUACUAUAGUGUAGGUUUGAGGGUCCAUAAAUUGGAAGUUUAUAAUUAGGUGAGGUCUGGCUUCUGGACCGAUUUGCUUCUCGGUUUUAUUGUAACUCGAGCUGAGUGGAGAGGUUUUGUUUCAUAUUGUAGUGUGGUUGGCAAACAUGAAAGACAUGUCCAAAAAAGCACUAUAAUGCACCUAUCUCUGGCAAGGUGCGAUGGACCUAUGUGAUGCUGCAAACAUUAUGAGAAUAAAAUAUUUAAUUUACUUAGGAGGCCCCAAGGAUCUCUAUCCAGUCUCUUUGUGAUUCGCGUUAAAAUUAACUUACAAGAAUAAUUUAUGAAUGACGAUUUUGUUCUAACCAUAAAGUUGACAUUUUUAACAAAUGACAAAAAUUAAUAUUUAUACAUUAUGUACAUAGGUAUCCCGGGUGCAACCUUGUCGUUAAAUAAUACUGUUUAUUUUAUUUCAUUCGAGUGAAUUUGUACGCUAAGGGGAGGCCGGGCGGCUCGUUCAAUGUACGGAAAUGUUCACACGUUGAGUGAGUCAUCGGAAGCCUCUUUAUGAACAAGCCAGUCCUUCAAACCGUUGGUUGAAUCUCAUCUAUUCUGAACCUCUACCAGAGGAAACUUUGAGAUGUUUAAGGAAUUGGUUUUAUUUUUGUUUGGAUCAAUAGAACGCAAUGAAUAAUCGCACACGGGCGAGCAAAGCCCGUGGCAGGAUGAGUCAUUUUCAAAGUAAAAUAGAUUUUUAUUUCUACACAUAAUGUCAACAAAAGAAAUAAAUAAAUUUGUUUUAAAUAAA
This is a messenger RNA of Thrips palmi, 2123 nucleotides long. Its product is annotated as tapasin-related protein-like. Lineage: Eukaryota; Metazoa; Arthropoda; Insecta; Thysanoptera; Thripidae. Gene Ontology annotation, biological process: synapse organization. The transcript is spliced from 5 exons. The record is from RefSeq and is a predicted model, not a curated record. Gene Ontology annotation, cellular component: neuron projection membrane. Bases 81 to 899 code for a protein of 272 amino acids.